AAGCCUCCGAGCAACAAAGACCCCUCUAAUCCCUCUCUUUCCCUCCCUCUUUGCAAUUCUAGUUUGAAGUAGCGAAGAGAGGCAAUGGCGGUCGCGACGCCCUCGGCAUUCUCCCUCCUCGCAUCAGUGGUCAUCGGUUUGUGCCUCCGAGUCGCUUAUGCUGACUAUGGCGGGUGGCAAAACGCUCACGCCACCUUCUACGGGGGUGGUGAUGCGUCCGGCACGAUGGGCGGUGCUUGUGGGUAUGGCAACUUGUAUAGCCAAGGCUACGGGACCAACACUGCGGCCCUCAGCACCGCUCUGUUCAACGACGGCCUGAGCUGCGGGUCCUGCUACGAGAUGAAGUGCAACGACGACCCGCAGUGGUGCCUCCCCGGGACCAUCACCGUCACCGCCACCAACUUCUGCCCCCCGAACAAUGCCCUCGCCAACAACAACGGUGGCUGGUGCAACCCCCCGCUCCAGCACUUCGAUAUGGCCGAGCCCGCAUUCCUCCAGAUCGCCCAGUACCGAGCCGGGAUCGUCCCCAUUUCCUUCAGACGGGUCCCAUGUGCGAAGAAAGGAGGCGUAAGGUUCACGAUCAACGGCCACUCCUACUUCAAUCUGGUGCUGAUCUCGAACGUGGCCGGAGCGGGAGACGUGCGCUCGGUGUCGAUCAAGGGCUCGAAGACCGGGUGGCAAACCAUGUCCAGGAACUGGGGCCAGAACUGGCAGAGCAAUUCCUACCUCGACGGCCAGUCCCUCUCCUUCCAAGUCACCACCAGCGACGGCAAGACCAUCACCAGCAACAACGUCGUGCCCUCCAACUGGCAAUUCGGCCAGACUUUUGAAGGGGGCCAAUUCUGAAAAACCAAGAACCUUGGUAUCCAAAAUGGGAAGUUGGGUGGAACGGAGCAGGGUUAGGAGAAAGGAAA
Messenger RNA from Syzygium oleosum, 914 nucleotides. Its product is annotated as expansin-A2-like. Gene Ontology annotation, cellular component: extracellular region. The transcript is spliced from 3 exons. The coding region runs from base 85 to 846 and encodes 253 amino acids. The record is from RefSeq and is a predicted model, not a curated record. Lineage: Eukaryota; Viridiplantae; Streptophyta; Magnoliopsida; Myrtales; Myrtaceae. Gene Ontology annotation, biological process: plant-type cell wall organization.